ACAAACAAAACCUACAGGCCUAUACCUCUCAUAUGUCCUGACAUAGUUAUGCUUUGCAGAAUAUGUUAAAGAUCACUGGGACGAGGAUGAGUUCUUUGCCUACCAGUUCCUGAAUGGCCUCAACCCCAUGGUGAUCCAGCAAUGCUCAAAGCUGCCAGACAACUUCCCUGUUACUGAGGAGAUGGUCAAAGACUCCUUGUAUGGAAACACCUUGGAGCACGAAAUGAAGAAAGGGAACAUCUUCCUGUGCGACUACAAGAUGCUGGACAAACUAAUAGGAAAUGUGGUGGACGAUGAACAGCAGUACCUCACAGCUCCACUGGUGCUGCUGCACUGCAAUCAUCAUGGAAAGAUGCUGCCCAUCGCCAUUCAGUUAAUGCAGACCCCUGGACUGGACAACCCCAUCUUCCUGCCCACCGACUCCAAGCAUGACUGGCUGCUGGCUAAGAUCUUUGUGCGGGCCUCAGAGUUUAGCGUGCACGAGGUGGACUUCCACCUGCUCAGAACUCACCUGCUGGCCGAGGUGUUCACCGUGGCAACCCUGCGACACCUCCCAUCUGUACACCCACUCUUCAAGGUAUUUAGACUAACAUGCAUGAUUUGA
This is a messenger RNA of Neoarius graeffei (lesser salmon catfish), 604 nucleotides long. RefSeq names its product polyunsaturated fatty acid 5-lipoxygenase-like. Gene Ontology annotation, biological process: lipid oxidation; linoleic acid metabolic process. NCBI's taxonomy places the organism in Eukaryota, Metazoa, Chordata, Actinopteri, Siluriformes, Ariidae. The transcript has 3 exons. Gene Ontology annotation, molecular function: metal ion binding; oxidoreductase activity, acting on single donors with incorporation of molecular oxygen, incorporation of two atoms of oxygen. The record is from RefSeq and is a predicted model, not a curated record. The coding region runs from base 128 to 604 and encodes 158 amino acids.